Messenger RNA from Cuscuta epithymum, 1993 nucleotides. Lineage: Eukaryota; Viridiplantae; Streptophyta; Magnoliopsida; Solanales; Convolvulaceae. The record is from the annotation of a GenBank genome assembly.
AAACCAUUUUGGUAAUAUUCUGUUUUUACAAUUAAGAGGGUUUUAUGCAACCUCUUAGGUAUGGCCGGAAGAUGAGUAUAUAGGUAUGGCCGAAUGGUGUAAAAACCCCAGGACUUUGGGUAUAGGUCUUGUGUAAAACGCCUAGUAGAGCCGAGAGGAGGGAGAUAGAAUUUCCGUCGGCCGGCGUUGCAGCGUGCAAGAAAAAAGUAGAAUGAAGAUAGAAGAGGUGCAGUCGACAACAAAGAAGCAGCGAAUAGCGACUCACACUCACAUCAAAGGUCUUGGCCUCGAGCCCAAUGGAAAUGCAAUACCUUUGGCAGCUGGUUUUGUGGGUCAGGCUAAGGCAAGAGAAGCUGCAGGCAUUGUGGUUGAUAUGAUUCGCCAGAAAAAGAUGGCUGGUCAGGCUCUUCUGCUUGCUGGACCUCCUGCUACUGGUAAAACAGCACUUGCUCUGGGUAUAUCGCAAGAACUUGGAAGCAAGGUACCAUUUUGCCCAAUGGUCGGAUCUGAAGUAUAUUCAUCUGAAGUGAAAAAAACUGAGGUUUUGAUGGAAAAUUUUAGACGAGCUAUUGGUUUAAGGAUCAAGGAAAACAAAGAAGUUUAUGAAGGAGAGGUGACUGAAUUGUCUCCAGAGGAGACUGAGAGUGUCACUGGUGGGUAUGGCAGAAGCAUCAGCCAUGUUGUAAUUGGGUUAAAAAGUGUCAAAGGGACCAAGCAGUUAAAGCUUGAUCCAACUAUAUAUGAUGCUCUGAUUAAAGAAAAGGUAGCUGUUGGUGAUGUCAUAUAUAUUGAAUCAAAUAGUGGAGCUGUUAAAAGAGUCGGGAGAAGUGAUGCUUUUGCUACAGAAUUUGAUCUUGAAGCGGAAGAGUACGUUCCACUUCCUAAAGGGGAGGUUCACAAGAAGAAGGAGAUAGUACAGGAUGUUACAUUGCAUGAUCUGGAUGCUGCAAAUGCAAGGCCUCAAGGAGGACAAGAUAUAUUGUCUUUAAUGUUUCAGAUGAUGAAACCCAGGAAAACUGAAAUUACUGAUAAGUUGAGACAAGAAAUAAACAAGGUUGUAAACAGUUAUAUCGAUGAUGGUGUUGCAGAGCUUGUUCCUGGUGUGUUAUUUAUUGAUGAGGUACACAUGCUGGAUAUGGAAUGCUUUUCGUAUCUUAAUCGCGCAUUGGAGAGUUCAUUAUCACCAAUUGUGAUUUUUGCCACUAAUCGAGGCAUUUGUAAUGUUAGAGGAACUGAUAUGACGAGCCCACAUGGUAUACCUGUUGACUUAUUAGAUCGCCUGGUGAUUAUUAGAACAGAAACAUAUGGGCCGGCUGAGAUGAUACAGAUUUUAGCUAUCCGUGCUCAGGUUGAGGAGCUAGGUAUAGAUGAAGAGAGUUUAGCUUACCUGUGUGAGAUCGGACAGCAAGCAUCCCUGAGGCAUGCGAUUCAGUUUCUGUCACCUGCCAAUAUUGUGGCUAAGAUGAAUGGCCGGGACAAGAUCUGCAAGGCAGAUCUUGAAGAAGUGAGCUUGCUCUUUCUGGAUGCAAAAUCUUCAGCCAGGCUUCUUCAGGAGCAGCAGGAUAGAUACAUUUCAUGAUGAUGACCUGUAUCCUUCCAUCAUUUUUUGCUACGUCAGGCGUGUGAUUCUCUGCACACAACCUAUGUCGACAGAUGCUUCCCUUGACCCAGUCUACUCAUCUGCUGUCUAAUGUAGUCUUGAGGUUCUUCUUUUUGUUAGUGUUUUUACCAACUUGUCCUAGAUUCAUUGUGGUUGGAUCUUACUUCUCGAAUUUAAGAAUACUUGUUCUCAUUUUGUUUCUAAAUGAACACAUUUUGUGCACUUGAGUUUUACGCGGGGAAGGUUGAUUUAUUGAUGAACGUCCUAAUGGAACUCAACAUCUAGUUCCAUGGAGGAUAAUUUAUUGUUUGUACAAUUUCAAAUUGGAAAAAUUCACAUGAAUAAUUCCAACUAUUAGAGAUCUUCUUAUAUUAAUCCCAAACUAGAAUCGGU